CAUGGACAGAUGAUCCUCACCAAGAACAUGUAUGCUAGCUCGUCCCUUCCUCUCCUCCAUCAUCAGUAAAUCACUGGGUUAAUCUCUCCUCUCUUAAGUUCUAGCUACUGCUACAAUAUGGGUCCCAGGAAGCUUCAUCUGGCCUCCAUUUCUGCCCUAUCAAUCUUUCUCUACGUGUUUGCUCACACCAAUUCAGCACAAGCCUUCCCCGUCGCUGACGGCACGUACCCUCCUGAAGCUGAAGGCCCAGCAGCAGAAAGUUCAGACAUGGACGAGCAGCUGGAGCUCACCCCUGGACCGCAGCCGAGGGUCGUCGACGUCGACGACUACAGAGCGAGAGCCGACGCCGGCGACCACACGGAGGCGUUUCUUCAGGCCUGGAAGGAGGCCUGCAACUCCUCCGAUUACCCAUCCGUGCUCCUCGUGCCGGAGGGGAAGACAUACCUCCUGAUGCCUGUAAGCUUCAAUGGCCCCUGCAGAGCCACCACGAUCACUGCAACGAUAAGGGGGACGCUGGAGGCUCCAUCGAAUCGAUCGGUUUGGCUCGAUCGCGAUCUGCAGGAAUGGAUCACGUUCGACAACAUCGAUCACCUCCGUGUCCUCGGCGGCGGGACGCUCAAUGGCAAUGGACACCAAUGGUGGAUCAACUCUUGCAAGACCAACAGAUCCAUGAGAUGCGUCACCGGCCCAACGGCGCUGUACUUCAGGAGGUGCAACCAUCUGGUCGUGGAGGGCCUCCAGAUCAGGGACAGCAUGCAGAUGCACGUCGUGAUCGCCUACUCCUGGAGAGUGCUGGUCUCGAGGCUGCUCAUCACGGCGCCAGGAUGGAGCCCCAACACCGACGGCAUCCACGUAUCCAACAGCAGGGAAGUGUUGAUGAGUGGCUGCAUCAUCAGCACAGGUGAUGACUGCAUAUCAAUUGUGACCGGCUCUAUGUUUAUACGGGCAACUGGGAUAUUUUGUGGACCAGGCCAUGGCAUAAGCAUUGGUAGUCUAGGAGCAAACAAAUCAUGGGCCCAUGUUUCCGACGUGCUGGUGGAGAAAGCUACACUGGUGGGCACUACCAACGGUGUGCGGAUCAAAACUUGGCAGGGAGGAGAUGGCCAUGCAGAAAGGAUUACCUUUCAAGAUAUAACAAUGCACAACGUCACUAACCCGGUGAUUAUCGAUCAGAAUUACUGUGACUCCAUGACACCAUGUCAUGAACAGGGAUCAGCUGUCGCCAUAAAUAACAUACGCUACAGGAACAUACGUGGAACUAGUUCUUCAAAAGUCGCCAUCAACUUCGUCUGCAGCAACUCUGUCCAUUGUGAUGGCAUAGUGAUGCAGGAUGUUUCUUUGGUUGGAGAAGGAUCCUACGUUUCUUGUUCGUACAUGAAUGCUAGAGUGGUAGAGUUGGGGUAUAACUUCCCGUAUUGCAGAGCGGAAAUGUAGUGUAUCUGUAGUACUGCAGAGCGGAAAUAUUAUUCAUUCUUUCGAUAAAUAAUACUCCCUCCAUUCUAAAAUAUAAUAAUUUUUAGUCCUUA
Molecule: messenger RNA, 1526 nt
Organism: Oryza sativa Japonica Group (Japanese rice)
Lineage: Eukaryota; Viridiplantae; Streptophyta; Magnoliopsida; Poales; Poaceae
Product: polygalacturonase
Biological process (GO): fruit dehiscence; anther dehiscence; pectin catabolic process
Molecular function (GO): polygalacturonase activity
Source: RefSeq, a predicted model, not a curated record